This is a messenger RNA of Diabrotica virgifera virgifera (western corn rootworm), 2970 nucleotides long. RefSeq lists its product as uncharacterized. Bases 49 to 2907 code for a protein of 952 amino acids. The record is from RefSeq and is a predicted model, not a curated record. The transcript has 9 exons. Lineage: Eukaryota; Metazoa; Arthropoda; Insecta; Coleoptera; Chrysomelidae.
GUUUCCUUUCCUUAAACGUUUCAAAAGUUUUCAUGGGCAGAGAGAAAGAUGAUGGCCCGCAGAAAAUGUCACCUGCUGGUGACUUUUGUCUUUUUUCAAAUUUGUUUAUGUAAUGUAGUGAAAACUCAAGAUGAUGAUGAAGCCAUUACAAAAUAUAAGUUAACAUUUUUGGACGAGAUAGAAUCCAAUCUGAAACAAGGAGAGCUAAAAUGCGCGGCACUAGGAAUGCAGUUAUUAUCAAUUAAGUCGAAGGAAAAGAACGAUGCUAUUUUCAAGCACGUGUCGAAAACAGAUAAUACAAGCUGUUAUUUUACUGGAGCUAGAAGGCCAGCGGUAAAUAAAGCAUUUGAGUGGCCCGACAAAACUAAUCUAGGUUUUAGGAAUUUUAUCAAGGAUUUGCCAAACAACGAUGGUAAACCAAUAUACGCUAUGCCUAUGAUCGUAGUUGUAAAGAGCAAUGGAGAAGAUUUGAUUUGGAAGGAUGUACCUUAUAACUCCAAAUGCAAACCUAUAUGUGAGAGGAUGUCGGAUACGGAAAUGGAUCCUGGUCCGCAACCACCACCAAAUCCUGAUAAUAUAACAUUUACUGAAAGUUUGGCAAAAGGCAAAAAAUCAAUAGAAUCAAUAUGUAGAAGUUCAAAUAUUAUAGAAACUAGAGGAUCACCCUUGUAUAUUAAAAAUGAAAAACAAAUGAAUGAAUUACAUGAGAUAUUGAAAUUCAAUGAUGAUCGAAUGCGUUAUUAUCUUCCAAUCACGAAAAUAGAUAAAAAAUCUCCACACAUGUGGGACGAUGGAACACCAGUAACUUGGUUCCCAAAUCCGAUCAACAAAAAAAAUGGGAAUUUGUGUGUAUGGGUAAAAUAUAAACCAGCAAAAAACGCUACUGAGUGGGAAGAUGCUAACUGCUGGCAAUUCAAACCUGUAAUGUGUGUUCCGAAAGGUACAUCACUUUCCAAAGUGGAAACUACAACCGAAGCUGAGAUUUCUACAAAUGCCUCUACAGAACCUUCAACAUCAGUGGACCAAAAUUCAUCCCCGCCUGUUCCAAAUCCUUCUGAUGGAGAUACUAGUGGAUCAGGAAGUGUGUCAUCAGGCGGUUCCGGUUCAUCAGGGGAAGCUAAAACAGAGAAUGGACCACCAGAAAGUACUGCUGGUGGAGAUGAUAGCACAUCAGGAAGCGUAUCAGAAAGUGGUUCUGGUUCAUCAGAUGGAAGCGUAUCAGCCGGUGCUUCUGGUUUAUCAGAAGGAGAUCUAACACCGGAUGUACCGACAGAAACUCCUCCCAGUGGAGAUGCUGGUAUAUCAGGAAGCGUAUCUGCAGGUGAUUCUGGUUCAUCAGAUGGAAGUGUAUCAGCAAGUGCGUCUGGUUUAUCAGGGGGAGCUAUAACGCCGAAUGUGCCAACAGAAACUCCUUCUGGUGGAGACGCUGUUAUAUCAGGAAGCGUAUCAGCAGGUGCUUCUGGUUCAUCAGAAGGAGAUCUGACACCGGAUGUACCAACAGAAACUCCUCCUAGUGGAGAUACUGGUAUAUCAGGAAGCGCAUCUGAAGGUGGUUCUGGUUCAUCAGAUGGAAGCGUAUCAGCAGGUGCUUCUGGUUCAUUAGAGGGAGCUAUAACACCUAAUGUGCCACCAGAAACUCCUCCUGGUGGAGAUACUGGUAUAUCAGGCAGCGUAUCAGCAGGUGGUUCAGGUUCAUCAGACGGAGCUGUAGCAGCCAAUGUACCACCAGAAGCUCCUCCUGCUGGAGAUGCUGGUAUAACAGGAAGCAUAUCAGCAGGUGCUUCUGGUUCAUCAGAAGGAGAACUAACACCGAAUGUACCAACAGAAACUCCUCCUAGUGGAGAUGCUGGUAUUUCAGGAAGCGUAUCAUCAGAUGGUUUAGGUUCAUCACAUGGAAGCGUAUCAGCAGGUGGUUUAGGUUCAUCAGACGGAGGUAUAACACCCAGUGUACCACCAGGAGCGCCACAAGGUGGUUCAGGUUCAUCAGAAGGAAGCAUAUCAGCGGGUGGGUCUGGAUCAUCAGAAGGAGCUAUAACACCGAAUAUGCCACCGGAAACUCCUCCUGGUGGAGAUGCUGGUAUAUCAGGUAGCGUAUCAGCAGGUGGAUCAGGUAUAUCAGAGGGAGCUGUAACACCCAAUGUACCACCAGAAGCUCCUCCUAGUGGAGAUGCUGGUAUAUCAGGAAGCAUAUCAGCAGAUGGUUCAGGUUCAUCAGAUGGAAGCAUAUCAGUGAGUGGUCCUGGUUCUUCAGAGGGAGCUGUAACACCGAAUGUGCCACCAGAAACUCCUCCUGGUGGAGACGCCGGUAUAUCAGGUGGCGUAUCAGCAGGUGGUUCAGGUUCAUUAGAAGGAGCUAUAACACCCAAUGAGCCAACAGAAGCUCCUCCUGGUGGAGAUGCUGGUAUAUCAGGAAGCGUAUCAAAAGGUGGUUCAGGUUCAUCAGAUGGAAGCAUAUCAGCGAGUGGUUCUGGUUUUUCAGAGGGAGCUAUAACACCGAAUGUGCCACCAGAAACUCCUCCUGGUCGAGACGCUGGUAUAUCAGGUGGCGUAUCAGCAGGUGGUUCAGGUUCAUUAGAAGGAGCUAUAACACCCAAUGAGCCAACAGAAGCUCCUUCUGGUGGAGAUGCUGGUAUAUCAGGAAGCAUAUCCAUAGGUGGUUCAAGUUCAUCAGAUGGAAGCAUAUCAUCGGCUGGUUCUGGUUCAUCAGAGGGAGCUAUAACACCCAAUGUGUCACCAAAGUCUCCUCCGAGUGGAGGUGGUAGUAUAUCAGGAAGCGUAUCAGCUGGUGGUUCUCACUCAACUAAGGGAAAACUAACUAGUUCUGGGUCUUAUAAAACAGCCGGUGUAGAUCCGAGAGGUAACUCAAAGCGAUGCAAAUGCAAAAAUAAGAAUAACAAAAACACAUAAUCUUAUAGAAUUAAAACUAUUAUAUUAUCUUUAUCCUUCAAAAGUAAAACUGAUCUGAUUUGA